GUGAAGAAAUCUUGAAGACCAGAAAUUGGAUCUUAUUGAAUUUUGGUGUUCUUUUUCUUUUUUCUUUUUCUUUUUUCUUUUUAAAUUAAUUGUUCGGCUAUGGAAGAUGGAUCUUUUUUUUUUAAAUAAUUCUUUGAAUUUCAAGUUCAUCUUUAUAUGAACUCUUUUUUGUUGUUUUUUUGUUGAGGAGAUAACUAACCCUAGCUGUCUCCAGUUUGACAAAGGUUAUUUGAAUGGACUUAAAUCUCUCAGUAGUUGGGAGAUGUUUUAAAAACACGCCCUGUGUUUGAAUUGUGGCUGAGAGGUUUCCUUGGCAAUGUGAGGAGGAAAAUUCUUUCUGCCUCAUUAUUAUUAAUUCAUGGAUUGAGUGUUGGUUCGACCUACAGGCGUAAUAGAUUGGAACUCAGUGAAGACACAGACAUUCCUGCUGAGAUCACCUAGCUUAUGAUUACAUUUAAAAGACGAUUUCUGUGAUUGAGUUGUCUUUUGGAAGAUUAAACCCAUUUCAAGAGGACUUGGAGCUGGUCCUCGCCUUGAGGAAGCAGUGGCUUGUUUUCAAGAAGCCAAUUCUCAUCUGAGGAUCUACUCAGCAUGCCUAAUCAAGGAGAAGACUGCUAUUUUUUUUUCUAUUCUACGUGUACUAAAGGUGACAGCUGUCCAUUCCGUCAUUGUGAAGCUGCAUUAGGAAAUGAAACUGUUUGCACAUUAUGGCAGGAAGGGCGCUGUUUUCGACAGGUGUGCAGGUUUCGGCACAUGGAGAUUGAUAAAAAACGCAGUGAGAUUCCUUGUUAUUGGGAAAAUCAGCCAGUGGGAUGUCAGAAACUAAACUGUGCUUUUCAUCACAACAGAGGACGUUUUGUUGAUGGCCUUUUCCUACCUCCAAGCAAAACUGCGUUGCCCACUGUGCCUGAGUCACCAGAAGAGGAGGUGAAGGCUAGCCAGCUCACAGUUCAACAAAACAAAUUAUCUGUCCAGUCUAAUCCCUCUCCUCAGCUGCGAAGUGUUAUGAAAGCAGAAAGUUCAGAAAAUGUUCCUAGCCCUACACAUCCACCAGUGGUAAUCAAUGCUGCAGAUGAUGAUGAAGAUGAUGAUGAUCAGUUUUCUGAGGAAGGUGAUGAAACCAAAACACCUACCCUGCAACCACCUCCUGAAGUUCAUAAUGGAUUACGAGUGGCUUCUGCCCGGAAACCUGGAGUCAAUUUAAAACAAGGUGAAUGUUUGAAUUUUGGGAUAAAAACUCUUGAAGAAAUUAAAUCAAAGAAAAUGAAGGAAAAAUCAAAGAAGCAAGGUGAAGGUUCUUCGGGAGCUUCCAGUCUUUUACUCCAACCACAGCCCAUUCCAGGUCCUGAAAAAGAGAAUGUCCGGACUGUGGUGAGGACAGUAACUCUGUCCAACAAACAAGGAGAAGAACCUUUGGUAAGAUUGAGUCUAACUGAGAGACUGGGGAAACGAAGAUUUUUAGGAGAUGGUGACGUUGAUCCUCCAUUAAAGCGUAGCCUUGCACAAAGGCUAGGGAAGAAAGUUGAAGCUCCAGAGACUAACACUGACAGAACACCAAAGAAAGUUCAAGUUUCCAAGUCUCUGAAGGAGCGAUUAGGCAUGUCAGCUGGUCUAAACAAUGAGGAGGCAGCAGGCUGCAAGGCUGAGGGCUCAUAUGAUUGCUACGAGAGAGUUACUAAAGUUGGUGAGAUCCACGUGAAGACAUUAGAAGAAAUUCUUCUCGAAAGAGCCAGUCAAAAACGUGGAGAAUUGCAAACUAAACUCAAGACAGAAGGACCUUCAAAAGUUGAUGAGUCUACAACAGGAACAAGAACUUCCUCCACUAUCCGAAUCAAGACGUUCUCUGAGGUCUUUGCUGAAAAGAAACGGCAACAGGAAGCAGAGAGACAAAAAAACAAAAAGGACGUAAGCUGCAUCAAGCUCAAGACUGAUAAUGAAAUUAAAAAAACAGUGGUUUUGCCACCUGUAGUAGCCAGCAGAGGACAAUCAGAGGAACCUGCAGGUAGAGCGAAGUCUAUGCAGGAAGUGCAUAUCAAGACGCUGGAGGAAAUUAAACUGGAGAAGGCUCUGAGGGUGCAGCAGAGUUCUGAGAGCAGCACCAGCUCCCAGCCUCAGCCUGAGGCCACCCCAGGGGCAAGACGGCUUCCCUGGAUCACUAAAAAAACAGGUUGCAGCAUGAAUAAAAUUACUAGCGAUGUGUUUAAUGUGAAUCUAGGUAUAAAAGAAGAGAGGAAACUUAAAGAAGAAAGUGUUGUUGCUUCUCAGAGCAGUGUUACUAGAACAGAGGCUAAAGAGACUUCAGAUGAGACCACAGCAGUUGACAUCACUAAAAUUCAAGUCAAGAGAUGUGAGACAAUGAGAGAAAAGCAUGUGCAGAAACUGUCGGAGAAGGGAACCUCACAGAAGGAAAAAUCAGUUUUGACACUCCUUCGGGGAGAUUUAGACACUUGCAAUACCCAGUUAGCAGAGAAACCAGUGCUCACUACCGUGCCAGACAUCACACGGCUCCUGACUAAACGUCCUCCUUCAAAGUUAUCCCAGAAGACAGAGGUAGAAACCUCAGGGAUUGGGCACUCAAAACUGAAUGUGAAAGGUGCAACACAGACCUUGGAAAAAAGGGCUAAACCUAAAAUGAAUGUGAAGCCAUCUGUGGUUAAAGUUGUCUCAUCAUCCAAAGUGGCCCGAAAACGCAAGGCAGUGGAGGUCCACUCUGCCGUCAUUGCAGCUGUGAAACCACUCAGCUCCAGCAGUCUCCUGCAGAAAAGCCCAGCUAAAAAAGCAGCUGUGGCUGUUGUCCCACUUCUCUCUGAAGACAAAUCAGUCACUGUGCCUGAGACAGAAAAACCUAGAGACAGUUUUGUGCUGCCUCCAACCCAGUCCUCUUCAGAUCCUUCCCCACCAGAAGCAUCUGGCCCUUCGUCAUCCCAGGUGGCCGCAAAAACUCGCCGACUCAGCCCUGCCUCAACAGGAAAGCCACUACUUUCUGUGGAGGAUGAUUUUGAGAAAUUAAUAUGGGAGAUUUCAGGAGGCAAAUUAGAAGCUGAGAUCGACCUGGAUCCUGGGAAGGAUGAAGAUGACCUUCUGCUCGAGCUAUCAGAAAUGAUUGAUAGCUGAAGGUGGUAGUAGAACAUUUAAAAUAAAAACACAAAAAGAAGACUUACCAAAAACUGGACUUAGUUUCAUCUAUUAUAACAUUUAUCCAAAAUGAUCAUUUCUUUAGUCUAGAAUUUGCCCCAAAUAAGAAGUAUACCUCUGAAUUAUCCAUGUGUGUUCUGGAUUUCUUGGCGUCAGAUUUUUAAAGUCACUUGGUAGUCAUUUUGUCCAUUUGAUGCCAUUGUUUAGCAUCUUUGAGAAAAAAGUUCUGUCUUAUCCCUCUCUCCACAAAAAGACUGAGUGGGAGACCUAAGUGAAAGGGUACAGGAAAACUUAGUGACUCCUUGAGGUGUUUGUCAGUUUUGGCUUUUUUCCCCUUUGUUGUAUUAUUUCUUUUAUGUAUUGUCCUAAUGUACCUAUUGUUACCUGAGUUUGAAAAGGAUGAAGACAGCUGCUACCGUUAAGGACCAAAUUUCAUGCCACCACUAAACAAAAAAAUCCACUCAGUCUGUGUUAAAUUGUACGUCUUUUUAAAGGUAUUUGGAGAAUUUAAGCUUUUAGAGACAGCUGAGCAGCUCAGGAAACCUGUAAUCUGGACAUAACUUUUUGGAUGUGAUUUUCAUGCUUCUACUGCUCUGUAAGCCUCUGAAGAGCAAUAGCUGAUUUAUUAUUACUGUAAUUUUUUAAGGCUUCAAAGUGCCUCAGGGGUCCUCUGAAACUAAUUUUCUAUUUCUGGGAUUCCUUGGAUUCUUAAUAAGAGGUGGUUACAGGAACCAGGAAUUCCUGAUUACAGGAAUUUAUUAUUUAGUAAGAAAGUUGUCCCUUCUCUUCUUCAGUACUUGCCACCUUACUAGCAUUGAAUUAUCACAGGGAUAAAAAUUGGUUAACUUUUAAUUUCUAAUUCUCCUAGCAAACUCCUCUUGCCCAGUAUUUAUUUGGUGCCCUUUAAACACCUGAGGGGGGCGGAAAUGAACUCAUUCAAGCUGCCAUUAUUUAUCUAUGGACUGUAGCAGUAUGCUGAAUUGUACUGUAGCAGGGAUUAUCAAGAUGCUCUGGGGGUGUAUUGUAUACCUUCCAGUUUUCUUCAUUUCCGAAUUGAAUUUUCUUUUCUUGAUGUUGGUCUCCUUCAUGUCACCUCAAGGUUUAGACUGUGAAGGAACAAGUAUGAUGGGGAUAAUAGUCUUGAAAGGAGACAUACUGUACAUAAUCAGAAGGAAGAGGAAAGGACCUGCCCAUUUUGAUAUUUUGCUAUAGGUGGCCAGUUUUGUUUCUCAUAGGGAAAUCUGACCCACCUGUCAUGUUGGCUCCUAAGGAACUGCUGUUGUAAGCGGCUCAUCAAGAGUUGAACUUCAUGUAGCGUUUUUGGGAAUAUGGAAAAGGAAGAAAGCCACAGGACUGCCCAUUCAGUCUUGGGAAGAUCUGGAUGAUUCUACACAAGCAAAACUGACUUGAAAUUUAUGUAUAGACACUUCUCUACCAAUCCAUCUUCAGCUGACUGAAUGUUAUCUAAUAGCCCUUCUCCAAAGCAAGGGUGGAAUGUUCUGGUUUCACCGCAGAUUUUCUACUCAUUUCACUUUUGGAAUCGGCUUGUAGAUUCCAGGUCCCUUUUGUAUAUAAUCUUUUUCUUUUGCUUUUUUAAAAAUAAUUUUGUUUCAUAUUUAAAGCCCUGUAUUAGUCAAUGAUUCAUGUUCAGCAUUAUUUGAACCAUUUGCCAUUACAGAAAGAAAUACUUUAUUUGUGUUUUAAAUAAAGCUGGUGUAGGAAAGUC
Messenger RNA from Kogia breviceps (pygmy sperm whale), 4861 nucleotides. Lineage: Eukaryota; Metazoa; Chordata; Mammalia; Artiodactyla; Physeteridae. The record is from RefSeq and is a predicted model, not a curated record.